This is a messenger RNA of Drosophila biarmipes, 699 nucleotides long. RefSeq lists its product as uncharacterized. The coding region runs from base 66 to 692 and encodes 208 amino acids. The record is from RefSeq and is a predicted model, not a curated record. Lineage: Eukaryota; Metazoa; Arthropoda; Insecta; Diptera; Drosophilidae. The transcript is spliced from 4 exons.
UGUAACUGGUCACACAUAAUGUAAGGUAAAAACAAAUGUUCUUAAUUUGAAAUUGCUUUAAAAAUAUGUCAACGGAGGAAAUAGAAGCUGCAUUUAAAGGACACCAGGGGACUGGUUCGCAGGUGAAGAAGGCCUACGAGGAGGCCAUUGAAAAGACCUUUGUCGACUUGAGCGCUUCACAUCUGGAAGAGUGCGAAGCCAUUUAUGAGCAGCACGAAGAAUCAGCUUUGGACACAGAAUAUAUCAUAAACCGCAUUCGCAGUCUUAUGACAAAGGCAGUUUUUGAUCUUAACUCAUGUUUUUUCGCCAGCAACAAUCUGGAAAAGAAGAUUGCAACUUUGGAGAUGCUCAAGGAACAGUUUGCUCACUACGAAGGCAAGAAUUGGUGCUGGAAUUUCAACACCGCCGUGCCCGACAAACUCACUCGCCCGUUGCGCAUGCGAUGUUUAGAUUUCAGCCUGAAUUUUGUGGAACAACAAUUGAAGUCUCAGGAAAAGGAACUUGAGAUUGCAACGGCCAAAUACAACGAUAAUCGUGACCGAGUACAAAAUCUGCUUGACGAGCGGCUGAAACUGAAUGCCAAAAUGAAGCAGCAAUUAUCUGAGUACAACUUACUAAAACCAGAACUAAUCAAGAUAGGGCAGUUAAUAAAUAAUUCCUAUUUGAAAACCGAAAAUGAAAUAAAUUAUUAAAAGGCUA